AUGUCUCUGCGAUCAGCCUCCACCCCAGUCUUGCGCGCGGCCACGAGCGUCCGCACGCUAGCCAACCGCGCGCACCUCGCCGUAGGGAAGCGGGUGCGUCGUGGCGGCGGCGUGCCGGGCGCGCGGUACGGGGGCAAGCCGUCCACGGAGAUGGCGCACCGGUCAGAGUCGGUGCUGGAGUCGAUCCGCACGCCGAAACCGGUGUUCAACCCGAUCAAGAAGUGGCGCGUGCUGCGCGGCGAUCUGGUGCAGGUCAUCAGCGGGCCGGAGCGCGGCAAGCGCGGCCGCGUGCUGGAGGUCGUGCGCGCGGCCAACCGCGUCGUCGUCGAGGGCGUGCAGCUCGUCAACAAGUACGCCCCGCAGCCGGACUCGGAGCGAAAGAAAAAGGUCCGCACGGAGGCCCCUAUUUAUGUCUCGCGCGUCGCAGUCGUGUGCCCCGUCACAGAUAAGCCCACGCGCGUUUCCUAUCGGUUCUUGGAGGACGGGACUAAGGUUAGGGUGUCCAAGGCGGGCGCCGUGAUUCCUAGGCCCGACAUUUUGAAGCGGAGGAGGAAAGAGAGACCGGAUGAUAGUCCCAAGGAUACGGCGCCAACGGUUGCGUUGGAGAGGACGUUUGAGGAUGAGGAUGGGCUGUACGACAAGUAUGCUGGCUUUAAAGCCCUCAUCGAUAGCAAGGCAUAG
This is a messenger RNA of Chondrus crispus (carragheen), 681 nucleotides long. RefSeq lists its product as hypothetical. Lineage: Eukaryota; Rhodophyta; Florideophyceae; Gigartinales; Gigartinaceae. Gene Ontology annotation, biological process: translation. The record is from RefSeq and is a predicted model, not a curated record. Gene Ontology annotation, cellular component: mitochondrion; ribosome. Bases 1 to 681 code for a protein of 226 amino acids. The transcript has a single exon. Gene Ontology annotation, molecular function: structural constituent of ribosome; RNA binding.